Molecule: messenger RNA, 1956 nt
Organism: Nematolebias whitei (Rio pearlfish)
Lineage: Eukaryota; Metazoa; Chordata; Actinopteri; Cyprinodontiformes; Rivulidae
Gene: mtx2
Product: metaxin 2
Exons: 10
Coding region: 113-901 (262 amino acids)
Biological process (GO): mitochondrion organization
Cellular component (GO): SAM complex
Source: RefSeq, a predicted model, not a curated record
CGACGGCGGAUCCUCGUAGAUCAGCACUUGUCCUUAACCUGACAUGAAGCUCAUUGAGCGAUAAUCUUUUCUAGUAAAUACAGUUUAGCGGUAUUAGUGUCACAACAGCACUAUGUCUCUGGCGGCGGAGGCUUUCGUGUCGCAGAUGGCAGCUGCUGAGCCUUGGCCUGAAAAUGCCACCUUAUACCAACCACUGAAGGAGGAUCAGAUUCUGCUCUCAGAUCACGCCUCGUCUCUUGCAGUUCAGGCCUACCUCAGGAUGUGCGCUCUCCCAGUGCAGGUGGUUUGCAGAGCAAACGCUGAAUUUAUGUCACCAUCAGGUAAAAUUCCCUUCAUUCAUGUUGGGAACCAGGUGGUUUCAGAACUGGGGCCCAUUGUGCAAUUCACCAAAGCAAAGGGUCACUCUCUGAGCGACGGCUUGGAUGAUGUUCAGAGAGCUGAGAUGAAAGCGUACAUGGAGCUUGUUAACAACAUGCUGCUGACUGCUGAGUUGUACAUUCAGUGGUGUGAUGAUCCAACAGUUGCUGAAAUUUCCCGCCCCAGAUACAGCAGUCCGUACUCGUGGCCUCUCAGUAAAAUCCUCGCCUAUCAGAAGCAGUGGGAGAUUCGCAGGAAGAUGAACGCCGUCGGCUGGGGAGGGAAAACGCUUGAGCAGGUCUAUGAAGAUGUGAGUCAGUGCUGCCAGGCUCUCUCUCAGAGGCUGGGGACGCAACCGUACUUUUUUAGCAAACAGCCUACUGAGCUGGACGCACUGGUCUUUGGUCACCUCUUCACCAUACUGACCACCAGUCUGACCAGCAACGAGCUGGCAGAGAGGGUCAAGGGCUACAGCAACCUGCUGUCCUUCUGCAGGCGCAUUGAGCAGACCUACUUUGAAGACAAGAGCUCUUUGAAGGACUGAGAAACGACAUUAUCUUGUACAGUCUGCAUUUCCUUCUCUCAUUCCUCUGAUUUUAGCACGUAGCAGCUACAAAUCUGCCCUGUUUGCUUUCUGCUUGCACAGACAAAUACGACUCUUUCAGAUUUAGGAUGUCUAACCCUCAUCUGAAUAAAUACGUCAGAGGUGGGAGUUGUUUAAUAUAAUCCAAGUAUCAGAAUCCUAUAAAAUCUGUCCUUAAGGUAAUUAUCAGCAUGAAAAUUGUGUAAAACAAACUCAAAAAAGCUUGCAGGGUUUAAGCAUCGGGGUUAAAGGCACAUCCGCUUGAAUGGUUGAUGAAAUGGAGGCAUUUAUUUAUUGACACUGUACUUUUUUACAAUUUGCGCUCUUUAUUUUGCUGGAAAUCAGUCCCAGUUUCCAUCACUGCACUUUUUCAGUCUCGCACACACUUUGAAAAGUACGGAUUUCCCAGCUGUGCAACAUGACCGACUUUCAGAAGGCACAACUCCACUUGACCUCAGUUGGAGGUCAAAUGGUCUGCAUUUUUUUUUCCUCCUGGGACAGUUGUAAGCUUGUAAGAAAUGCAAAACAGUCUUGGCAUACGCAGCAAAUCAAGAGCAUUUUUAAUGCACAAAAAACCUUGACGUAGUGAUUUUAUUUGAGUUUUUCCACAUUGUGUUAAAAGUGCCUACAAAAUACAUUCAGACCCCAAUAAAAUGUUUCAACUUCAACACGUGUUUUUUCAUGGUGGACUCGACCUUGAUUAACAGUCGAAAACAGCUCAGAGUAAAAACAACAUCUCCAUGAAGUCUGCGUUCUGGUUUUGGAAGCACACACUUGAAUGUGUGUUUCUGCCUCCAGGUCUCAUACAAGCUCAUUGGUGAUGUCUGGUCACCUCCGACUGCCCUCCUGUUGACCAGGUUGUGUGUCUGUGGGACAGACGGGGUGAGCGUCUGUCUUCCAGGUUUCCUGUGAGGUCAGGGUUUGACCUGUGAACUUCCUGGAGCUGUGACAUCAUGAGCGAUGACCCACACUGACCAAACGUGGCACAACUGGAGGUCAGCAGGCAGUUAACACAC